AAGAUGCCAUUUAAAAGGGAAACCAGUGGAAUCGUGAGAGUGUUUAUGAAAAAUCGAAAAGUAAAAAGAAGACGACUGAAACGUUUCGAAAGUUUCUGCCAAGCGUUACAAUGCUAUUGCUCUAAUACAACCAUACACGGUUUGAGAUAUGUCACUGCUACAGAAUUAAGUUACCUCGAGAGACUUCUAUGGCUAGUUACAGUAAUUCUAUCCUCGAUAUUUGCCAUCGGACUGAUCUACAUGAUAGCAAAAGAAUUUCAGGCAUAUCCAACGUCAAUAAGCAUAAAAUCGACGAAUUACAAAACUUCUGGCGUACCUUUCCCAAGCGUGGUCAUUUGUCCGAACCAGCACGUAGAUUGGAAAAUGGCAAUGGAUCUUGAAAAGAAAAUAUUUUCUAAUUCUACAAUAGGAAGGAAUAAUAACAACAGAAAUAUUAGCAGCAGCAGUAGCAGCAGCACUAGUAAUAAUAAUAGUAUCAGCAUCAGUAACAACAGCAGUAGUAGCAACGGUAACAGCAGAAAUAGCAGCAUCCUAACUUUUCGUAAACUACUAAGGAAACUAUCGAUCAUGAGUUUCGGUGACUUUGAUCUUUUGGAGUUCUUAAAAGAUCGAGAUCUUACGGAACUAGCUGAUAUCAACGUGACGAGAAUACUUCUGGAAACGAUGCCAAAGUGUUCAGGUCUCUUCUCUGCUUGUUGGUGGCGAAACUCCUACUAUGACUGUUGUGAGAUCUUCGAGGUUCAAAAGACGGAGUACGGCUUUUGUUACUCCUUCAACUCGGAGUUGUCGGAAGAACGGGUAGAUCAAACUAAAGGGAAGGAAUCGACGAGAAGACCACGAAGAACAUCUGGUUACGGUGAAUGGAGUGGCGUUAGAUUGACGAUGCAUCUCAAGAAUAUAAAUAAACCACCGGACUCGGAAGAAACAGACGGUGGGAACGUGAUGAUACAAGGACCGAGAGUUUGGCCUAGCAGUGGCACCAUGAUACCAGUCGGCGUUGCUCUCAGCAUCGCCUUAGACUGUAUUUCGGGAUAUGCUACACAACGAGUCCUUGAGUUAGACGACGACAGGAUGCCGUGCAAAUACGACGAGAGUGGAGUCUACAACCAGCAAAGCUGCAUAUCUUUUUGCAAGCAAGCUUACGCGGUCAAGUACUGCGGCUGCAACCCGUCCUUUCUAUUUCCAUCCACAACCAAAGAUCGUGAUUGCAACGUAACUGAUCUUAUUUGUUUAGCGGAAAACAACGAUAUAUUUAAUUCGUAUUACGUGCUGCAAGACACACAGAUAGCCGACGACAAGCCAGGAAUGAUAUGCGAUUGCCCACCGGAAUGCGAAUAUUAUUUCUACAAGCCACGAUUCACCAUAGUACCGAUAUCAGGAAGCAAGGAUAUCACCAUGGACGUGCAUUUCGAGACGCAAACGAGCUUUCGAUAUAAGACAGAUAUUGUCUUAUCGAAAUUCGCCCUUCUUGUGUCCUUCGGCGGUAUUAUCGGUUUGUUUCUCGGAGGUUCUCUGCUAAGCGCGGUCGAGCUCGUUUACUAUCUUCUAGUUCUACUGUAUUGUUAUGUUUCUUCCUGGUACGAGUCGGCUAAGCGAAAAGUUAACGUCCAAGAAGGUGGAACAGCAGGAGUAAGAGGAGUUGGAGAUGAAGUUGGAGUUGGUGGUGGUGGUGGUAGAAGAGAAGAGAAGGAAGCUGUGGUAAAGGUAAUUCCAAGAUUACCUAUUCUGGAUUACGGACCCUUGAAAUCGCGAUCGAGGAAGAUUCCAAAUCUACUUGUCUACGAUUACGCGAAGCAGAAACCCAACAGAUAUUGAAGCAAUCAAGGCUAUACCACUAUACUGGCUUUACUUCCAAAUAUUACAACCACUGUUUAGGAUUUUAGAAUUUUCCUAAAAUGAUAAAAUCUCUUUACAAGCAUUGCAUAAUAGAAAAUAAUGAAAAUAAUCUAUAACCGUUGUUGUAAUCAUUUCAAAACGUAUAUGUUUUUUAUAUACGUGUCCUUAUUUUACUAAAAUUAAAGUGUCGAUAUAAUUUCAUUUAACACGUCACGUGUCACAAGCCCUUUUUACCUAACUUGUCAUUCAGACCAUUUAAUUUUCCUUUAACAAAAUCAACUAUUACAUGUAAUUAUUAAUUAUUGUAAA
This is a messenger RNA of Polistes dominula (European paper wasp), 2145 nucleotides long. Its product is annotated as pickpocket protein 19. Gene Ontology annotation, cellular component: plasma membrane. Lineage: Eukaryota; Metazoa; Arthropoda; Insecta; Hymenoptera; Vespidae. Gene Ontology annotation, biological process: sodium ion transmembrane transport. The record is from RefSeq and is a predicted model, not a curated record. Gene Ontology annotation, molecular function: ligand-gated sodium channel activity.